Gongylonema pulchrum is the source of this 612-nucleotide messenger RNA. Lineage: Eukaryota; Metazoa; Nematoda; Chromadorea; Rhabditida; Gongylonematidae. The record is from the annotation of a GenBank genome assembly.
AUGAACAAAUUUCGCGAUGGUUGGUUCACCGAACUUACGCCAGCCCCGCUGGUCGAUUGCACUGAAGAAAGCUCCGAUGACGAAGCAUCGGGGGGCGACGCUCUGGCCGGCGGCGAUUGUGCAGAAGAAAAAGGAGCACUGUGGCCAGGACAAGCAUUUUCGCUGGAAGUUGAUCAAGUCCUGUUUCACGAAAGAAGCAAAUAUCAGGAUGUUCUUGUCUUCAAAAGUAAAACCUACGGUAAUGUGCUGGUUCUUGAUGGAGUGAUACAGUGCACGGAACGCGAUGAGUUUGCUUAUCAGGAAAUGCUGACUCAUUUGGCAAUGUUCAAUCAUCCGAUGCCACAGGACUGUGAAAUCGACGAAAUGGUAAUUGAUGUGUCCAGGAAAUUUCUGCCACAAAUGUCUGAAGCAUUCACCAGUCCAAAGUUGAAUCUUGUUAUCGGCGAUGGAUAUGAUUUUUUGAAGAAGCACGAGAAUGAAUUCGAUGUAAUUUUAACAGAUUCAUCGGAUCCAAUUGGGCCAGCCGAGAUUCUGUAUGAAGAAGAGUACUACAAGUGUUUGGAGAAAGCACUUCGACCCAAAGGAGUGCUUGCCUCGCAGGCUACAGGAUAG